Messenger RNA from Glossina fuscipes, 1445 nucleotides. RefSeq names its product ribonuclease P protein subunit p21 (gene Rpp21). The record is from RefSeq and is a predicted model, not a curated record. The transcript is spliced from 2 exons. Gene Ontology annotation, cellular component: nucleolar ribonuclease P complex. The coding region runs from base 732 to 1208 and encodes 158 amino acids. NCBI's taxonomy places the organism in Eukaryota, Metazoa, Arthropoda, Insecta, Diptera, Glossinidae. Gene Ontology annotation, biological process: tRNA processing.
UUCUUUAUUUCAUUUUAAUCUUUUCUUUAACACAUUUAAAUUUUUCUUCCGUUUUUCAAGGGCCACUUCACGAACACAUAAAACCUAUUCAACUAAAUCAAUUGUACAACUGAGUCAUUUUCCUAAGUAGAGUUGCUACAAUUAAUAAACAAACUUAACACCCUUUUUAAACAAACUAUGAAUAAUUUUGAUUUAAUAGGUAUUACAAUUUAAGUCUACAUAAUUUUGGAUUUUUGUUUACGAAAUAACAUAGGGAAAAUGUAGAGAUGUCUUAAGAAAACGUUAACGAAGAUUAUAUAUUUGUUGACGUACAAAAUAAGUCUUACGAAACUUGGGGCUGACUUAUGGAUUAUAAAAUUUCUCAAAUGAAUCUAAAGGGUUUAUCAAAAUUCGCAUUCAUAACUUACAAAUUGCAAGGAAUAUUAAACGAAAUUUAGAAACCGGUCAAAAUUUCAAAGAAAUAUAUUAUAAAUAAAUAAAUAAAUUAUUAAAAGUAAAAUAUGGAUAAUGUGAUAAUUGACCCAAAAUGAAUUUCGAUAAACAUUUUGCUGAUUAAGAAACAGAGUUGUUAUGUUAAAACCCAAACAUAUCGAUUGUGAUUCUUUAAUUUUGUUACUAAUUGUGAAUCAUACAUGCAAAGUACCAUUUGCGAUAUGUUUCAUAAAUUUGCCUGCAUUUUAUCGAACAGCAGUUCAAUGUCAAUUGCUUCAACUUUUUAAGAUCUUCAAGAUAUGAAACGAAAGGACAAAAAUAAGAAUUUUCUUCAAGGACGAGAAUGUUUCAAACGUAUGAAUUUUCUAUAUCAAGCUUCUAUGUUGAUGGCAGGUCGUAGUAAUGUUUUGUCCGCAUUUUAUGGCCAAUUAUGCAAAAAUAUAGGCAAGAAGGCUACGUUAAAGAUAGGACCGGGUAUAAAACGCGAUUUUUGUAAGCGUUGUUCUUUAGCACAGAAGCCUGGCUUGACUAGUUGUUUGAGCGCUCAAUCCCAAAAAAGACGUAGAAAUAGCGCUCCAAUAGAUGAGAGUGCUAAAGUUCAGUUGGUUUGUAAAUUAUGUGGAUAUAAACGGCAUUUUAAUAUUAAUAGUAAUUAUAAAUAUUGGCUAGACAAUCCCGAAUCUGUUGUGGAGGAACGUAGUUUAGACGUAAAGGAUACAAAUAGUAACGAGAACAAAACAGAUUUAAGAAAUGAAAAAAAAAAUCGACGGGUAUGACCCCUAUAAAGGAAAAAGUAAAAAUUAAAUGUUCGUUGUAUUUAAUUUUAAGAUAAAUAUUAAUGAAUAUAUGUAUCUGGCUUUACGUACGAAGCCUUUUCCAACGCUACUGCGCUGCGUUGCGGUCUGCAAGAUCUGAAUAUACUCAAUUAUAUGAAAAUUAAAGUUUUAAACAAUUGACUAUAUGUAGAAAUAUUGUUUGUGGUAGGCUAAUUGAAAAGUAUGUAGAACGAAAAA